AUGGAUCCCUCACAAAUCCCCAGUAUCAACUCCGACAGCCCACCACGUUCGAGUCAAGAAACGAUGCGCCCCAAAAGGAGAGGAUUCCACCAAAAGAAGGAAGAGCGCCAGAACCCCGUAGCGGACUUGAGGAACAUGUCUUCGAGUGCCCCAGGCGCUUCUCCCCCGACUAAGGAUGAGGAGAACUUACAAAAUCAAGAACCAACCGCUGGAAGCUCCGAGUAUGAGAGGUAUGCUGGCUUGAUGCAUCCGUUCGAUAUGAUGGAGGGAAGUUUCAAGUACGCUAGACUGCCGCUGACGCAGAGAAUUCCUGGCAGUGUCGCACGCGGGCGUGUUAUUGCGGCAAGUCGACUGCGAAAUCUCAAGAUACAGCAACUACCUUUUCGAGGACGCUCCAAAUACACAGAGACUUCAGCAGAGUUGGUUCCAGGCCCACCAACAAACACAAUUCCUUUUGUCGAAGAAGAGGACGAAGAUGAUGAAGAUGACGAGCCGUCCAGCCCUAUCGGCAAGUGGCGCUGUUGCAAAUGCGGCAGCAGCCACGAUGUCUACAGCGUUGCACAUGGCCAGCAUCCUGUCAGGGUCCUGACCUGCAACUGCAUGCACGGAUCCUGCUCCAAGUGUACACUGGAAGGUUUGAUCAAACAAUUCGUACCCAUGAUGGAGCCAGAAGUCGUGCACCUCUCUGAGGACGUAAACAAAGCCGUACGAUUCGGCGUCUUCUGCGAUGGCUGCGGUCAAUCCUGGCGCGCCCAAAAGGUCCAUGACGAUACGAACAAGGUGGCAGCAGUGAAAGCAGCCUUGACAAAGAUAACCGCGAUCCCCAAACGCCUCAACAAGCGUGAUCCGCACCCUCUCAAGAACAUGCGGGCCUCAAGGUCAAUGGAUCAUCUCCUUCACCCUUGCACUGCUUGCGCGCCAAUGGCGACCUCAAAGUCCGUCCUCAACCUCCGCGCGCUCUCCAACGAGAUGCAGAAAGAACAUGGCGAGCAAGCAGAGCUGGUAUCUGUGCGGUUCACAGGUAUCAAGUGUGACUGUGGUAUGAUCACCGAUUCCAACUCGCUUUGCUUCCAGAUUGUGGAUCCGCCUAGAGAUUUUUACAGAGUCCAGUUUAUGAAGCAGAUGGCUGGACGUCGAGUAUCUGGCUUUGGUACUACGCCAGAGGACAAGGUGAGGGGGCAUGGAACGCCGAUUCUGGUCUUGAGAGGCUAUAUUCGCCACCCUAAUCCGCUCAUGAGUAGCCCUGUGGCGUAG
Molecule: messenger RNA, 1254 nt
Organism: Bipolaris oryzae ATCC 44560
Lineage: Eukaryota; Fungi; Ascomycota; Dothideomycetes; Pleosporales; Pleosporaceae
Exons: 1
Coding region: 1-1254 (417 amino acids)
Source: RefSeq, a predicted model, not a curated record